Molecule: messenger RNA, 957 nt
Organism: Eutrema salsugineum
Lineage: Eukaryota; Viridiplantae; Streptophyta; Magnoliopsida; Brassicales; Brassicaceae
Product: protein phosphatase inhibitor 2
Exons: 6
Coding region: 211-756 (181 amino acids)
Biological process (GO): regulation of signal transduction
Molecular function (GO): protein phosphatase inhibitor activity
Source: RefSeq, a predicted model, not a curated record
GCGAUCGAGAAAAAAAUUGCUGGAGGUUGAAGAUGACCGAUCCAAAGAGAACCAGAUAUGGGUUAGGGUUUCCUACAAUGUUCUCGUUGCGGUUUCCUGGAAAUUUUGAAUUUUUCGAUUUUGGGCGGAGGAUUCAGGAACGUGAUAAGCUUUUAGCAGAUUGGAUUGUUUUUGCUGGAUUAGCCGGAUAUAGAAUACAAGCAGCUGAACAUGAAGGGGCGUGUACAAUGGGAUGAAGCUAAUAUUGUGGAAAUUGAAUCCAACAAACCUGUCAGGCAGAAGAUUACUGAACCAAAGACACCGUACCAUCCGAUGCUUGAUGAUGAUGGUUCUCUGUCUCCUAGAAGAGGAGCGUUUGACGAAUGCGUUGAUGAUAUGCAACGUGAGGAAGAACUGAGGAAUGCUCUGAAUGAUGAAGCACCUUCAUCCAGUAGAAAUAUUAGCCAGGGCUCUGCUUCUGGUGGCUGGAGCUCGUCCGAGGAUGAAGCAGAUCCAAUGGAUCAAGAUGAUGAAGACUCCGGAGGUGGGAAAAAUGCACGUUUCAAUGAACACAGAAGAGUACAUUACGAUGAGUUUCGGAAGGUGAAGGAACUGAGAUCCUCAGGGUCGUUUUAUGAAGAAGAAGAGGAAGAAGACGAUGUUGCAAAAGGUAGUAAGUCAGAGGCAACAACUUCACGACACACUAAAGGCAUUAACAAAGAGUUAGAUGCAGCAGCGACAACAAAAUCGGGCAAGUCAUCUUCAUCCUCGAGUUGAUAUGAACCUCUGUGUUGUUCAGUCAAAUGUGUACUCUUGUCCAGGUUUUACAGAGCUUUCUAUCAAUUAAUCUUUGUUUUAUACUAAUCUAAACCUUUGAAAAAGAAAAAAAGAAGAAGAAGAGAAAUCAUCAAGAUUCUGAAAUUAUGUUAUUGUUUUUGUAGCAUUUUAACGCAAUUGCUUAAAAUCUUUUUUGUUCUU